AUGACCGACCGCCCCCAGGCGGGGGACGCGGCAGGACCCGUGCGGUUCCCGCCGGGUUUGGAGCGCCCUCCCAGCUCUCGGGAGUCCCCGCUGCAACUCUUACCCCCACCGCCCAGACCACCGCCCCCCUUGGAUCAGGGGCGGCUGCAGCCCUGGCCCGCGGAACUGCCGCCAGCGGACCCAACGCCGGCCGGGGCUCAACGCCUCUCACCUCACGGCGUGGCCCGUGCCCUGCGGAGCCCGGAGCAGCACAAGCCCGGCCUGAGCACAUCUCUCCAGGAAGUUUCCUGCGAUCGCAGCGGCCGGGCAAAACAAAAGCUUCAAAGCUGGGAGCAGGAUAAGGAGGAAGAGGAGGAGGAAGGGCAGCACAAGCAGAAAAGUGAGGGGCAUCGCUCGCCCGCUGCCCGCGGCUGCAGAGCCCCCGGAGGCAGCCCCGCUCAGCGCCGCCUCCCCAUUCGCUUCGGCGGCGGCUCUGCCUCUCAGGCAGCGCCAGGGAACCGCCGGUCCGAGGAGCAGGCAGACGAACCAGCGCUCUCCUCCUCCCUCGCCUGCUUGCCGGCAGCUGCCGCCCGUCCCGCUCGCCGCAACGCCGCCGAGCCCCGCCCACGCUCCCGCCCGCCCGCGCCGCGGCUCCGCCUCCCGGGGGCGCGCAGAGGCUGCGGCCGGGCGGCCCUCGGAGGCCGGCGCUCCCCCGGCCGAGCCGCCCCCGCACCCCCGGUGGGAGAGCGCCCGCCCCUCCAGCCCUGUGCUCCGCACCUGCGGACAGAGAAGCGGCGUGGGCUGGGAUGA
Messenger RNA from Calypte anna (Anna's hummingbird), 789 nucleotides. RefSeq names its product WAS/WASL-interacting protein family member 3-like. Lineage: Eukaryota; Metazoa; Chordata; Aves; Apodiformes; Trochilidae. The record is from RefSeq and is a predicted model, not a curated record. The transcript is spliced from 2 exons. Bases 1 to 789 code for a protein of 262 amino acids.